This is a messenger RNA of Eptesicus fuscus (big brown bat), 1508 nucleotides long. RefSeq names its product diphthamide biosynthesis 5 (gene DPH5). Lineage: Eukaryota; Metazoa; Chordata; Mammalia; Chiroptera; Vespertilionidae. Gene Ontology annotation, molecular function: diphthine synthase activity. The record is from RefSeq and is a predicted model, not a curated record. The transcript is spliced from 7 exons. Gene Ontology annotation, biological process: protein histidyl modification to diphthamide. Bases 19 to 855 code for a protein of 278 amino acids.
CCCGCCCUGGACUUGGAAAUGCUUUACCUGAUCGGCUUGGGCCUGGGCGAUGCCAAGGACAUCACAGUCAAGGGCCUGGAAGUGGUGAGGCGCUGCAGCCGCGUGUACCUGGAAGCCUACACCUCGGUCCUGACCGUGGGGAAGGAAGCCCUGGAAGAGUUCUACGGAAGGAAAUUGAUUCUCGCUGACAGAGAAGAAGUGGAGCAAGAAGCCGAUAAUAUUUUAAAGGAUGCUGAUGUCAGCGAUGUCGCAUUCCUUGUGGUUGGUGAUCCAUUUGGGGCCACGACACACAGCGAUCUGAUUCUGAGGGCCACCAGCCUGGGCAUCCCGUACCGCGUCAUCCACAACGCCUCCAUCCUCAACGCCGUGGGCUGCUGCGGUCUACAGCUGUAUAAGUUUGGAGAGACGGUGUCCAUUGUUUUCUGGACAGACACGUGGAGACCGGAGAGCUUCUUUGACAAAGUGAAGAAGAACAGACAGAACGGCAUGCACACGCUGUGCCUCCUGGACAUCAAAGUGAAGGAGCAGUCGAUGGAAAACCUAAUCAGGGGCAGGAAGAUCUACGAACCUCCUCGCUACAUGACCGUGAACCAGGCGGCCCAGCAGCUGCUGGAAGUGAUUCGGAACCAGCGAGCACGCGGAGAAGAGCCAGCGGUCACCGAGGAGACGCUGUGCGUGGGCCUGGCCAGGGUGGGCGCCGAAGACCAGCAGAUCGCUGCGGGCACGCUGCAGCAGAUGUGCUCCGUGGCGCUGGGGGGCCCGCUGCACUCCCUGGUCAUCACGGGGGGCAGCCUGCACCCGCUGGAGGUGGAGAUGCUGAGUCUGUUUCCCGUGCCCGAGGGGCCCCACACGUAGACGCCGUCGGUGUGGAGGCUCAUUUCUGUCCGGUGCCCCUGCCCUGUGUGCGCCAAGGGGAGCGGAUCCCGUUCACCCGGUAAGCGCCGCACAAGCCACCAAGCACGAGCGGACUCCACGCUCGGUUUCCUGUGCCCCGGGUUCUCCCUCGGCCAUCGUCAGCUGCUGCUGCUGCCCCGGCGGUUUUCCGGAUGUGGACACGUGGAGCAGACCAGGCGGGAAGCUGGAGGGUGGCACCGUCCGGAGCCCUGGAAGAGCAGCUUUUCGUCAUGAAGCCUGCACCAGGCGGGACCCUUCCUCCUUCCUGAAGUCAGCUGCCUGCCUGCAGCCGCGAGGCCCCUCCUGCAGCCUCGAGGUCCCUCCUGCAGCCGCGAGGCCCUGGCCGCCGUGGGUUGAGGGCUGCAAGCCGAGGUGGGGGCGUCCGUCACACUGACUCACAGCUCACCUGCCACAGAAGGACUUCCUCCUGAACCGCCGUGUCUUCCUAGCUGACGUCCUAGUUCGGAGCUCGGAUGUGGCUGUAUUUGGGGUUAUGUGAUUGUUAAUAGAAAUGUGCGGCCAGCCAUGUACAGCUGCUCUUUGGUUUUAAAUAGCAACUCACAGCCAAGCUGACAAGUGGGAAACUUGCUGACCACAGAAUAAAAGUUUUAAAA